Molecule: messenger RNA, 1050 nt
Organism: Fusarium venenatum
Lineage: Eukaryota; Fungi; Ascomycota; Sordariomycetes; Hypocreales; Nectriaceae
Source: RefSeq, a predicted model, not a curated record
AUGUUCAAUCCGAAGCGGAUCGUAACCACAAUGAUGGGCAUCAGCAUCACGGCUGUCAACGCCGGGCCUUGCAAGCCUCAUUCUUCCUCAGGGGCAGUUUCUUCUUCGACAAUGGAGCUGGCUAUGUCUGGCUCCACAUCUCUUGUCACUUGGACUAGUACCUUGACCGACAGCUCCGAGACGGGACUGGCUACCGAGUCUGCCCCCUUGGCUCAGAGCGAGAGUCUCUCUAUGUCCUCGGGCACUAUCGAAGUAUCCACAACCGACCUUACUUCGAUUGCCACUGAGGGUACGGCCACUGCCGUAGACACGCCAUGCGGAAACCAGAUCUAUCGAGGUACUGCCUCCCACCGCGGUUACACCUCUACCGAUGCCGCAAACGAGGCGGAUUGUUGGGAAGCGUGCUCCAGCGACCAAGAUUGCAACACCUGGUUCUUCCAGACCGAGGGAACCUUCGAUGUUAUCGGCACUCCCAAGAACGAGGACAGCAACCUCAUUGGUUCCCGUAACUGCUCCCCUCGCAACUACGACUCAUGCAACGACAAUAUUGGCUUUGGAUACAUUGCAGAAACCCCGACUGAGCAAGUUCCGAGUGUCAAGCUCGAGCUUCAAUGUGCUCAGCUAUGCAUGAAGGACGGCCAAUGCGAGGUUUGGCAGUACGAUGGAUCUACGCAAACCUGUAACACGUUCUCCAACUACUUCGCCGAUAUCUUUACUCCCCAAGCAGAUGCUUCCCAAGGGCAGGGAAUCAUGCUUGCAGGUACCCGAAGCUGCUCCUCCGACUUCUUCAAGCCACAACUGGAGCCUUGCAAUGGCCAGAUAAACACAUGGGAUAAUGGAGUUUCUCGUGACUAUAGAGUUUUUAGGCAGACAACGUCGGAACUUCUUUGUGCUCGAGCUUGCUCGAUUGAUCCAACGUGCUUAUCAUGGGCGGUAGACAGACUUGCCAGGGGGUAUCCAGGCUCGGUUUGCACGCUUUCGGAAUAUGCCUGGUUCGAAGAUCAUUCGGAUUUUGGCAGUUCAGGCUCAAGAAACUGUGGUGUACCCUAG